This is a messenger RNA of Ailuropoda melanoleuca (giant panda), 678 nucleotides long. It is a transcript of the gene TMSB15A, whose product is annotated as thymosin beta 15A. The transcript is spliced from 3 exons. The coding region runs from base 167 to 304 and encodes 45 amino acids. The record is from RefSeq and is a predicted model, not a curated record. NCBI's taxonomy places the organism in Eukaryota, Metazoa, Chordata, Mammalia, Carnivora, Ursidae. Gene Ontology annotation, molecular function: actin monomer binding. Gene Ontology annotation, cellular component: cytoplasm. Gene Ontology annotation, biological process: regulation of cell migration; actin filament organization.
UCAGCCAAUCAGCGAUGGCUGGGGGUCUGGGGCGGGGCCUGCUCCGAGACUUAUAACCGCAGCGUUCCGCGCGGGAAGGCUAACCGCGUCCGGUGUGUGGAGUUUCGUUGGUCCAGCCGAUAGCCUUUCGCCCGUCUUCAAGCCACCAGUCUUUCUUUUAGUCAAGAUGAGUGAUAAGCCAGACUUAUCUGAAGUGGAGAAGUUUGACAGGUCAAAACUGAAGAAAACCAAUACUGAAGAAAAAAAUACUCUCCCUUCACAGGAAACUAUCCAACAAGAGAAAGAGUGUAUUCAAGCAUCGUAAAAUGGGGAUCUCCUCCCAACAGCAAAUUUCAAUGUUGCUUUAGUGUCUUAGUUUGGGGCUUGUUUUUUUUUUAUAAACCCAUAUGUAGAGAUUUUAGGCAUCUUCUGAUUUCUUCCCACCUGUGUUCCCAGCCAGUGUUCCCUUUUUAAAAUUUUCCAUUGAUAUGUACAUUCCAUCUGGUAGGUGCCGUCAAUCUUACCAUUGAUGACCUUUGUGUAGUCCUUGCAUCCUCCAAAGUUAAGCCACUUUUAACUUUCUACGGUGGAUGUAUCUGUUGUUCCACAACAUUCAUGAAGUGGCAUGCAUUUGAAACUUCUCAGUUUAUUUUCAUUUCUAAUGUAGUGAUAAAAUAAUAAAUAUAGUCAUUGUUUUGA